CGGGCGUAACCCCGGAAGUCCGCGCGGCGCGCAGUUCGAUUUGGCGGGUUGGGAACCUAGUCGCUGCGGGCGCGAUGUGGGAGCAAGUGAACCGCGCCGCCGAGGGCUUCUAUGCCCGCCUGCUGCAGGAGUUUUAUGAAGAAAAGAAAGGAAUCCCAACAGAUCCAUUUAUCUAUGAGGCUGAUGUCCAGGUGCAGCUGCUCCGCAAAGGCCAGCCCAGCCCUCUGGAAGCUAUUCUCAAUGAGAGCGAGGCUGCAUUUAUCGCAGGAAGAUGGCCUUUGGAGAAGAAAGAAACAAGCCAAGAUGAAGAACUGCCGUCUGAAGAAACAACCAUUUCUGAUCUCUCCACUGGUGAGAAUGUUGGGCCACUUGCCCUACCAGUCAGGAGGGCAAGGCAGCUAAUUGGAUUUUACACCAUGGCUCACAAUCCUAGUAUGACUCAUUUGAAGAUUGAUCAGCCAGUUACUGCCCUUCCUCCCCUUUGGGUAAGAUGUGAUGGUUCAGAUCCUGAGAAUACCUGCUGGCUUGGAGCUGAGCUUGUCACAGCAAAUAGCACCAUUACCGGAAUCAUCUUGUAUGUAGUCAGCUGUCAAGCUGAUAAAAAAGAUGUAAGUCUUGAAGACUUAAAAAAAUUGCAUAAGAAAAGACAUCACUCAUCCAGUGUCACGGCCAAGGGCUCUGCGCAGUAUGAACUCUUCAAGCCUGGCGUCAUGGACGACUGCGGCGCCUCAUCACGCUCGCUCAUCACCUUGGACGUCUCCUGGAGUCCCGUGGAGAAGAUCUUCCAGGCGCCUCCCCUCUCCUCCAGCGCAACUCUGAAUAUUAAAGUGGAAUCGGGAGAGACUGGCGGUCCUUUGAAUCAUCUCUACCGAGAACUGAAAUUCCUCCUUGUCUUGGCUGAUGGUUUGAGGACCGGAGUAACCGAGUGGCUGGAGCCCCUGGAAGCCAAAUCUGCUCUUGACCUUGUGCAGGAGUUCCUGAACGACUUAAAUAAACUGGACGGACUUGGAGAUUCUACAAAAACAGACACCGAGACAGUGAAGCAUGACAGUGCUGCUGUUGAUCGUUCCAUCGACUGUCUUUUCACAGUGCGGGAGGACCUCGACUUUGCCGAGCAGCUGUGGUGUAAAAUGAGCAGGAGUGUGGUUUCCUAUCAAGACCUGGUGAAGUGCUUUACAUUGAUCAUCCAGAGCCUCCAGCAUGGGGACAUUCAGCCCUGGCUUCAUAGUGGGAGUACCAGUUCACUGAGUAAGCUCAUCCAUCAGUCUUACCACGGAGCUAUGGAUCCAGUGUCUCUCAGAGGGACCUUCCCCGUGCAAAUGCUUCUGGAAAUUGGGUUAGACAAACUAAAGAAGGAUUAUAUCAGUUUUUUUAUAGGUCAAGAACUUGCCUCUUUGAAUCAUUUGGAAUAUUUUCUUUCACCAUCCGUAGAUAUACAAGAACAGGUUUAUCAUGUUCAAAAACUCCACCACAUUCUAGAAAUAUUGGUCAGUUGCAAGCUUUUCAUUCAUCUUCAACAUGAGCAGCUUUUUUCUUUAACACAAUCCUGUGUAAAAUAUUACAAACAAAACCCUCUUGAUGAGCAGCACAUCUUUCAGCUACCCGUCAGACCAACCGCCGUAAAGGAUUUGUACCAGAGUGAGAAGCCACAGAAAUGGAGAGUGGAAAUAAAUAGUGGUCACAAGAAGGUGAAAACUGUUUGGCAGCUGAGUGACAGCCUGCCUGUGGACCAUCUGAACUCCCCCAGAGUCGAUUUUUCUGAGCUAACAUUCAAUGGUAGCUUGGAAGAGAAGACGUGCUUCACCACUAUGAUCACCAGCAGCCAAGUGCAUUUCAAGUGA
Molecule: messenger RNA, 1841 nt
Organism: Sorex fumeus (smoky shrew)
Lineage: Eukaryota; Metazoa; Chordata; Mammalia; Eulipotyphla; Soricidae
Gene: ZWILCH
Product: zwilch kinetochore protein
Exons: 18
Coding region: 75-1841 (588 amino acids)
Biological process (GO): mitotic spindle assembly checkpoint signaling; protein localization to kinetochore
Cellular component (GO): RZZ complex
Source: RefSeq, a predicted model, not a curated record